Messenger RNA from Branchiostoma floridae (Florida lancelet), 2312 nucleotides. Its product is annotated as kelch repeat and BTB domain-containing protein 8-like. Bases 82 to 1908 code for a protein of 608 amino acids. NCBI's taxonomy places the organism in Eukaryota, Metazoa, Chordata, Leptocardii, Amphioxiformes, Branchiostomatidae. The transcript is spliced from 5 exons. Gene Ontology annotation, molecular function: protein binding. The record is from RefSeq and is a predicted model, not a curated record.
GUUGAAAAAGUAGGCUUCGCCGACACGCUACCGACACCAUAAAUUUUCUUCUUCGAUUUUGGCUUCUAAACAGUGCUUAUCAUGAACGUAUCAAACUCCGCGCACUCCGGUGAGGUUCUUUGUGAACUGAACAAUCAGCGGGAGCGGGCAGAGCUGACUGACGUGGUUCUGGAGGUGGGAGGGAGAAGUUUCCCGUGCCAUCGCGCCGUCCUAGCCUCCUGCAGUCCCUACUUCCGCAGCAUGUUCACCAGCGGCUACGCGGAGGCCAAACAGGAGAGGAUCAGUAUCCAGGAUGUGAGUCAGGUAGCCAUGGCAACCAUUCUGGACUACGCCUACACCGGCCGCCUUCAGACGGAGCCAGACCAGGUCCAGGUUGUGAUGUCUGCAGCCAAACUGCUACAGGUGGAGUUCAUAUGCCACCAGGCAGCAGAAUAUAUGAAGGAGAAUCUGGACGUGUGCAACUGUGCAGAUGUGUUGAUGUAUGCUGACAUGCUGGGCGACCUGGCCCUAGUGGAGUGCAGUGGGAUGUAUGUCGCAUCCAGGUUCGACCAGGUGGCGCUUCAACCAUCCUUUCUCCAGUUGCCGCUUGCCCUGCUCCAGUCACUACUCACCAGGGAUGAUCUUCUGACCAACUCAGAAGACGACGUUGUCCAAGCUGCUAUGAGAUGGGUUGAAUUUGAUGAAGAAGAACGCUUGAGACACCUUCCUACCCUUUGUCGGUCCUUCCGCUGUUCCUUCUUGAGCUCCAACCAACUUGUGGAACUGGAGAAGAAGUGCCCUUCAACCGACAUCAAGUUGGUUUAUAGUGACAGCACAACCCGGCGGCUGGGACAGACACGAACUGAAAUGCAGAUUUUUGUGAGAGUUUCAACUGAUUUCAGGAUGUCUGCUCCUUGUUACGACCCUUCUACAGGUGAACUGUACACAAUGACUAUGCCUGACGACGUGGUCGGCUAUUCUAUGGCAGUAACUUCCGGAGAUGAGCUGUACCUUGCAGGGGGCGUUGCUGAUUCUCCCAGAAAAGUUUCUGAUGACUUCAAGGGCUGCAAGAAGCUGAAGAAAUUUUACCAGUACAACCACUUGAUGGACACCUGGGAGCAAAGGUGCGACAUGAUUUCACCAAGAGUCAGGUGUGGUCUGGUGUACCUGAAGGGGUACAUCUAUGCCAUUGUUGGUGAUGACGCUAAGAAAACAGCGGAGAAAUACGACCCCAGCCGUGAUGAGUGGACGUCCAUACCACCGCUCCCCUACUGCAUAUUCCGGGACUUUUGUUCUGUGGCUCUUGGUGACAGCAUCUAUGUGAUAACUGCUAUUGAAGGCUGCUUCUGCUUCAGUACCACAGACAACACGUGGAGCAGGAUAGCAGAUAUGAGUGAACCAAUGGCUCAUCUUCAGGCCGUCGUGCAUCAGGGAAGCAUCUACUGUACAGGCAACCUGGGACGGCACAGCUCGGUUCCAGUUAAGAUGUACAACCCCACAAAAGAUGAGUGGAAACAGUCUGGGAAGUCCCAUUUUGCCUCUGACACAACAAUCCUGACGAAGUAUGGAGAGACUAUGUACCUCCUCGAAGUACACAAGAACAAGGGUGAAGACCAAUCGAUUGCUGCCAUUGACAUUCACCAGUACCAGCCUGAGACAGACUCCUGGCUGUUUGUACAUGACAAGGGCAGGCUGGUUCCCCCCAUGGUGCUCUGGUUGUGUUCCCUAGGGUUUCCUGAUACACUGCACCUUUACUGCCUGGCGGCAAGGAUGGUCCCAGAGUGCCUGUGGGAGGAUCAUACAGGAGUGUUUAAGGACCUUCCUGACCAUGGAGAAGAGGGGAGCGGAAUCUCAGGUGACAGUGACGGUGAAGACGACCUCUCGGACCAAGAGGACGAUGGAAGUGGAAGUGACAAUAACAACAUCUGAGGAAGAACCUUCCUUACUGUGGGGAAGAGUGACACUUUCUCAUAUCCACCAAGAAGAUGAAUCUCAGAUAUUGCUUACAGUGAGGAGGACCUCACGGACCAAGGGACGAUUACAGGGACAAUGGAUGUGAUGAUGUCCACAUCUGUGACACUAGGACUAAACGGUCGAUUGAUUGGUUCUAGCCAAUUUAUUAGUUGGACGUUAGCUCGCAAUUGUUGAUACGUCUUAUUGGUGUGUAAUCAUCGUCACUAAUUAAUCUCUCAUUAGUCUCAAUCUUUUACUAAUAAUACCUGCAUUGGCACCAUGUUCGCCAAUGAUUUCUGUGGUAAAGAAAGUCAAGAUAGGUUAGUACUACACAAAUUAAAGUGCUCUAAUUGUGCUCUAUGUAUUGUGGGCAAUUACUA